UGGGUAAACGACAGGGGAAAAAACUACACCCCUCCCUCUCUUACUCCAGAGGAGGGAGGGAGUGGGAGUGUGUGUGUGUGUGUGUGUGUGUGUAUGUGUGUGUGUGCGUGUGUGUGUGUGUGUGACAGAGUAGAGAACGAGUCUGAAGAAGCGAGGAACAGUUCGCCAAGCAGCUCCGCGGAUCUGGUGUUUGUUUCUGUUUCUUCCACAAACCUGACGCAGAAGAACGCAUCCGUGAGCAGAGAAUGAUGACUGCAUCUGUGAGCAGAUUGUGUGCAUUUUGGUGUUGUGUGUUUGCUGUCCUGUCCUUAACAACAGCUGAGGAAGCAGAGAAGCCGGCGGCCGGACGAAAGUCUCGUCAGGCAGAAGAGGAGGCGCUUGAAGGAGUGUGGGGUCCAUGGAGCGAGUGGGUGGAGUGUUCUCAGAGCUGCGGAGUGGGCGUGUCUGAGAGGCGGAGACCGUGUAUGCCACCUCCCCAAACUCCGCCUCUUAUGUGGAACCGACCGGCUUACAUUCCACCAGGUGUCCCAAACAACACCCCUGUGAUCUCUGCGGUCAGACCCUACUACAACUCCUUGUAUCCCGUCAACGAGCCCCCUCCAUUUGGAGCAGGGGGCGCUGAGAUGCCUCCUUACUUUUCCCCACCUCUCCCAGCCAAUCCCAAUCCUGGAUUACCACUCUACCGAAACGAAGCCGACGGCGCUGCUCCAGUGCAGUUCGGCCCACCCAAUCAGGAGCCGGUUUCAGUGUACCGUUCACCUUCCUCAUCCGCUUCACUUCCCUACGGGAGAGUUCCCGCACGGUCGCCCAAUCACGGCAGAGCUGUAGGCAGUGGAAGCAGGAGGUCGGUUUCCACCAAUAGGGAUCCAGCAUCUGUAAGAAGGUGAGCAGGACUGGUCGCCGCUAGGGAUGACCUUCCUGUUUACAUUCGCAUACUCAUUCAUAGCUUGGGUUGCAUGAUAAAUAUGGCAAUAUGUCCAACAAUAGGUUGUGAUUUAAAUUUAAAAUAUACAGUCUGAAAGUGCUGCUUGCUUGAGUAAAAGGGCAACGCUUUGUCCUUUACUGCACAUGCUCAAGGCUUUUAGUGGCCAAUAUAGGCUUAAAUUGUGCAUUGUGAAUGUAGAUAUUCAUUUUUUCUAUAUUCAUGUAAUUACAAACAUUUCUAACUGCUACAUAUAUUGUGUAAUAAUCUGAGUCUUCAGUAUAUCAGCAUUACACUAUACCAUUCAGAAGUUCGGGGUUCGUAAGGUUU
Messenger RNA from Sinocyclocheilus rhinocerous, 1252 nucleotides. RefSeq names its product classical arabinogalactan protein 9-like. Lineage: Eukaryota; Metazoa; Chordata; Actinopteri; Cypriniformes; Cyprinidae. The transcript has 3 exons. Bases 246 to 887 code for a protein of 213 amino acids. The record is from RefSeq and is a predicted model, not a curated record.